AUGUUGCCUCCUGCAUUGAACAUCCCCAAGUGGCUGAAGGAGAACGGACAUCUUCUCAAACCGCCGGUUAGCAACUACUGCGUCUACCACCCGUCCUCCAAGGCCACGCAGGGAUACACAGUCAUGGUGGUGGGCGGGCCCAAUACCCGGACUGACUACCACAUCAACCCCACGCCGGAGUUCUUCUACCAGCACAAGGGCUCGAUCGUGAUCAAGGUGGUCGACACCUCCACCAGCCCGCCGACCUUCCAGGACAUCCCCGUCCACGAGGGCUCGCUCUAUCUCCUGCCUCCAAACACCCCGCACUCGCCCGUCAGGUUCGCGGAUACGGUGGGGGUGGUGCUGGAGGUGCCCCGGCCAAAGGGCGCCAAAGACACGCUGCGCUGGUACUGCAGGGAGUGCAAGAGCAUCGUCUGGGAGAAGAGCUUUGUCUGCACCGACCUGGGCACCCAGCUGAACGGCAUUAUCGAGGACUUUGCCAACGACGAGAGCAAGCGCGAGUGCAAGAAGUGCGGGUGUCUGGUGCCUGUCAGAUAUGGGGAUGGCGAGGUGGUGCAGCCUCCUCGUUUCCUGGAAGACGAAUAA
Molecule: messenger RNA, 585 nt
Organism: Trichophyton rubrum CBS 118892
Lineage: Eukaryota; Fungi; Ascomycota; Eurotiomycetes; Onygenales; Arthrodermataceae
Product: 3-hydroxyanthranilate 3,4-dioxygenase
Exons: 2
Coding region: 1-585 (194 amino acids)
Biological process (GO): quinolinate metabolic process; 'de novo' NAD+ biosynthetic process from L-tryptophan
Cellular component (GO): cytoplasm
Molecular function (GO): iron ion binding; 3-hydroxyanthranilate 3,4-dioxygenase activity
Source: RefSeq, a predicted model, not a curated record